AUGGAAUUGGGCCUGGAAGCUGCGCGCAUUACGGUAUUGCCCGGCGAGGCAUUCUACAUAUCUGAUUUCAUCACGGAGGCUGAGGAGGACUGGUUGCUUCGAAAGGUGACAUCAGCGCCCCUGCCACGCUGGACCCAACUCUCGCAUCGCAGGCUCCAGACAUGGCCAUCGGCCCUUACCCAGAGCAACACGCUCCUCGCAUCUCCACUCCCGGAUUGGCUUCAAUCCCCGAUCAUCGAGCGCUUCUCGGAACUGGGUAUCUUCGACGAUGCACCACACCAGGCGCCCAACCAUGUGCUGGUAAACGAGUAUCAACCCGGACAGGGAAUCAUGCCGCAUGAAGACGGAGCAGCAUACUAUCCUCUUGUCGCGACAGUGAGCUUAAGGGCGCCAAUUGUGUUUGACGUUUAUGACAAACACGUCCAAGGCGACAAAGAUGAAAGUGGACAAGAUGUUGCUGGAAAGCCCGACGCAGACCGAAAACCGCAUUACCGUAUCCUGCAGGAGAGACGAAGUCUGCUGAUCACGAGAGGCAAGAUGUACACGGAUGUCCUGCAUGGCAUCGCGGAAACGACGAGAGAUGAAGACCUGGGUCCUCACUCUAUCUGUAACUGGGAGCUCUUGCGGGACAAAGAAACAUACCGACAGGGUUGGUAUGAGCGGGAGACAAGGACUAGUCUUACGUACAGGGAUGUCCUUCAUGUGGCGAAGAUGGGCAAUACCUUGAAGUUUUUGGGCGGGAAAUAG
This is a messenger RNA of Penicillium bovifimosum, 747 nucleotides long. RefSeq lists its product as uncharacterized. Bases 1 to 747 code for a protein of 248 amino acids. The record is from RefSeq and is a predicted model, not a curated record. NCBI's taxonomy places the organism in Eukaryota, Fungi, Ascomycota, Eurotiomycetes, Eurotiales, Aspergillaceae. The transcript has 2 exons.